Molecule: messenger RNA, 1796 nt
Organism: Micropterus dolomieu (smallmouth bass)
Lineage: Eukaryota; Metazoa; Chordata; Actinopteri; Centrarchiformes; Centrarchidae
Gene: mafbb
Product: v-maf avian musculoaponeurotic fibrosarcoma oncogene homolog Bb
Exons: 1
Coding region: 253-1233 (326 amino acids)
Biological process (GO): regulation of transcription by RNA polymerase II
Cellular component (GO): nucleus
Molecular function (GO): RNA polymerase II cis-regulatory region sequence-specific DNA binding; DNA-binding transcription factor activity, RNA polymerase II-specific
Source: RefSeq, a predicted model, not a curated record
UCCUCUGGCAUCAGUGGACGUCGAGUGUGUGGCUGCUGAAGCCAAACAGGCUGCGCGGUGCAGAAUCACCAGUUCGCACAGAGUUUGAUCAGGUGGGAGUCUUUUGCGCACGCAUGUUUUUUUUCCCCUUUUUGAGCUGAAAUCAAAGUUUGGAAUUACUGCUAUUUUUCAAAAGUAAGUGCGCGUUCACUGACUGCAUGAAAUAGCUGUGGAGAUUCGGAGCUCUUUGACCUGACGAGCUUGCCUUUUACUAUGUCCGCUGAGGCGCAUUCACAUUUGGGACUGCAGAAAACCAACAUGGAUUUCGUCAGCGACUUCGACUUGAUGAAGUUCGGCGUCAAGAAGGAGACGAUGCAGGGGAUAGACCGCUCUUUCAUCGGACCAUGCAGCCAGCUCCAGAGACCAGACUCUGUUUCCUCCACCCCUGGCAGCACACCUUGCAACUCAGUACCCUCAUCACCAAACCUCAAUCCUAACGAGCAGAGAAAUAACCCCGGGGGCGACCAGUUCUGGAUACCCAACAACGGGGGUUACCCUCAGCAAAUGUACCCUCAAGCUUUUGGCCUGACACCCGAGGACGCAAUGGAGGCCCUAAUCGGCGCCACAGCGCAGCACCCGUCAGCGCCCCACGGCCACCAUCCGCCACCUUUCCAAGCUGAAUACGAAGGGUACGGCCACCUGAACGAGCCUGUCCAGCACUAUCCGGGACUCCCGGGUCACCCCGACAUGCAAGGCAUCCCCAGCAGUCACUGCCAAGACCCGUAUCUCAAAGACGACAUGGAGAGCGCGUCCCCUCAGUCACCGGAGUCCCUGCAGAUCCUCGGUGCGCACCACCAUCUCCCGCAGCAGCACAGCCGCCACGACAGGCGAUCCAACGCCGAUGCCCACUUCUCAGACGACCAGCUGGUGUCCAUGUCCGUUAGGGAGCUCAAUCGGCUCCUCAGAGGCCUCAGCAAGGACGAAGUGAUGCGUCUGAAGCAGAAGCGCCGGACCCUGAAAAACAGAGGUUACGCACAGUCCUGCCGUUACAAGCGCGUCCAGCAGAAACACAUUUUGGAGCACGAAAAGACCAGCCUGGUGUCACAGGUCGAGCAACUGAAGCAUGAACUCAACAGACUGGUCAGGGAGAGGGAUGCAUACAAACUUAAAUGUGAGAAACUGUCCGGUGCAAACUGUUACCACGAAACUGGGUCUACCAGUGAUAACCCUUCCUCACCCGAGUAUUUAAUGUGAGUUUGUUAAUUUCCUGCAGAACUGAUUCUAUUCCAUAGGGAGGCAUAAUGUUGACAGCUCGCCUUGCUCUAUAACAAACAACCCCAUGGAUUCACCAAGUUUCAUUAAUGUUGGACAUAAGGAUAUCACUCAAAUAAUUGUAAUAGAUAGCCCUUCAACAAGGCAACAAGUUAUGAAUGAAAAUAACAGUGAAGCAUGCAUGCAGGACAUGUAUGAGAUGUUUUUGUUUUAUACAGGCAUAUCUGUAUUUUGUCUGAAAGGAGAUACUUGAAAUCAGAGAAUAUUCCCUUUUCAUUACUACACAACUUUUAAUCCUUCUGCUUUAUAAGUGCUCAAUCUUCAUUUUGGUGAUUUUGCUUUGCUUAAUUUUUGUAGCUCAAAUUAUAUUUUGUGUUCUUGCUUGAAAGAAUGAUGCUAGAAAUGACAUUUCCAUUAUUUUUAUGAAGCUGAUUCUGCUGGGCAGACAUGUUCCUUAUUUGCUUUUCUUAUUAAGAUAAUAUAUAAUUAUGCAAGUUGUUUUUCAUUUACUAUGUUUUUCAUUUAUUAUGGAUCAAUAAACUUAU